Molecule: messenger RNA, 8044 nt
Organism: Athalia rosae (coleseed sawfly)
Lineage: Eukaryota; Metazoa; Arthropoda; Insecta; Hymenoptera; Athaliidae
Gene: stumps
Product: phosphoinositide 3-kinase adapter protein 1
Exons: 15
Coding region: 910-4671 (1253 amino acids)
Cellular component (GO): cytosol
Molecular function (GO): fibroblast growth factor receptor binding; transmembrane receptor protein tyrosine kinase adaptor activity
Source: RefSeq, a predicted model, not a curated record
AAUAUAACAUCCUUGUUGUUAUGAUUAUUUUCCCAUUUUUUAUUCAUUGAUUAUCAUAUUCUAUAAUUUGGAGAGUACAAGUUGGCGAAACAGGCAAAUUUCACACGAUUUCAUAUGAGAAUCAUAUUUUGUGAUCAAUUAAAUCGCAUGUGUUCUCAUCUCAAGAUGCGUUAUAAUUAAAUCAAGAGAGAGAAAUUUUCGGAACAGAAACAAAAUUAUAUUCUGUUGUAUAACGCAAGGGAAAUAUCAAAUUAACAAUGAGUCCCCUUUUUUUGAAAUUCCUCGGCAUUUUUAAUUUUUGUUUCAUUGUCAUAAAAAUAAAAGCGAGACAAAGAAUAUCAAAAAAAAUUCAGCAUAUCAGCACGUAUAAAUAAAAUAUCCCCAUCGUUUUUACGUUCUGAGUGUUCGAAUCCAUAUAGACGCAUUGUUGAUUGAAUAGAUUUGGUAGAGAAAUGCGAUGUGAUCGAACUCAAGUUUCGAGACGGAACAAUGUCAGUUGAUACUCGAUAUUGGCUGGGUAGUGCACAGACUGCGUAUAAUUGAGUUUAUAUCGCACAGUGGACAGUUACGGGCGGUGUCUUGUCAUACGAGUUUCCGAACUCUCGGAAGAGUAUAGUUGUCAGAAGUAUACAAUAGCUCGUAUACAUACAUACGUAACACAGGAGAAGCGGGAGAAGGAAAAUUGUAGUUAUUAUAAUUUUUAUAAUCGUUUCAUUUCUUGGAAUUAUUUUUCUUCCCACCUGCAUCGCGAGUGUGUAUUAGACGUACACGUCUACGCAGUUAUGAGCUCUUGAAACAGUUUUUGCUCGGAUGAACGAGAACCGUUAUAUUUCACGUUGACCUUGAAACCUUAAAAGUGGAAAUGGAUCGUACAUCGGAGAUCGAGUAAUUCAACCCCCUGGUCCGCAGAUGACGAAAAUGGCUGUUGACAAUCCCACGUACUUCUCGGUGGCGGCACCCGGUUGUUCGUCCGGCGCCGUUCCCGCCUCGGCCUCUUCGUCAUCCUCGUCGACUUCCUCCUCGUCUUCGUCGUCGCCGUCUCACGCCCGGAGUUUAACCUCGUUCCUCCGACGUAAGGUGGACAAGAUGGGAUCCAACUCGUCCGCUAGCGUGACCUCCGCUUCGACGACGAGCACCAUCACCAAUUUCGAGAGCGAUAAGGCGAGCUGCGCUUCCUCGACGCCCGCGGAAGAGCGCGUCGGUUUGCUGGGCGGCUCGCGUAACGGGUGCGCGACCGCCAACCAGAGCGGCAAUUCUCAGCAGGGAAACGGGGCGCCGAGCGCGCAGAGGAGGAGCUUCAGGAACCUCUUCAGAUCGGUCAGCGCGAACACGGACCCGGAAAAGACCCAGCAAAUAUUGAACGGGGAUCCGCGACCGUCGGACGUCGCCCCGCCGUCUCCCUAUCUCCCUCACAGGUCGCACUCGCAUUCCGAGAACGACAGACGCAGACCCGGAAGGAAAAAGAUACCGAAAUCCGCCAGCGAACUUCUGUCGAACGACAUGGUCUACUGCGGCCUGCCGGGGGAAGAACCGACGACCGCCGGCCUCUCGGUCGUCGACGGAAACGACCCAGAAGUUUUCCUCGGCGUCGACGACGCCAGAUACUACAAUAUCUCCGCCACUCUACCGAUACCUGGAUCGGCCGCCGCCGGUCGCAGGCGACACUCGAUAGGCACUUUUUUCAACAAAACAAACAACAACAAUCAAUCGACGAAGAAGAUAUCUAACGAACACAUACAACAACCCGACACCAUGGCGCCACCGAUACCCACUACGUCUCAGGAUCGAACGAACGAGACCGAAACGACCAAGGAGGCGAAACCUUCCAGACGAAGGAGACACAGGAGCGCGUCCAGCAAAGGAACGAGAAUAGCGCCGAAUUCGUCGAACGUUGCUGCGGAAUCAGCGGCUGACGAUGUCGUUUUGAUUUCCACAAAGACUGAAGGUUCGCUACUAUGGGUCAACUACCUCAUGUCCAAUAUCGCGCACAUCAGGAAACAGCACGGACGAACACCCUUCAAGGUGCGGCAUGUUACUAUCGAGGAAUCUAUGACCUCUGAGGUUGAAGAAAACAUCGGCGCGGCUCAUCUCCGGAUAAUUGUUGUGUGCUCCGUGCUUCUGGAAUAUGUCGAAUCUAACCAAACAAAGGCAGCUACUUUGUCGAAACAACUGGCAUCCGGUAAAGUUUUCGCUAUGAUGCUAGGAGUAGACGAUACCCACGUUACGGAAAGUCACCGAAAAACUCUACUAUCCUAUCCACAAUGGAAGAAAUUCGUUGUCAAGGAUAACGACGCAGACUUUGUCAACGAAGUGAUGACGGAGGCUUUCAACGUGAUAGGGAGUUCCACAGCCCAGGUCACCAGCAUGGAUCAAACUUCCUUCUCGGUGCUGCCGAAGAAGGUCAAAAUGGGUCAGAGUCGGGUCAUCGCCUUGCUGAACGAUCCUCUAGAUCCCGACGAUGCGGUGACUGUGGUCGUUGACAAAUGCGGAGAAGCCAUCGAUAUAUCGCACGUAAAGAAGAGAAACCCCUACACUCUUCAGUUUUCCAUACCGGACAGAUGCCUCGAAGUUUCGAUGCUAGUUGGUGUUCGAAUUUCGAAAAAUGGCGAGGCCCUUGGAAUGCGGCAGGUGAAAUGCGAAAGCCGUCUCAGAGAAUUGGAUCAGAUUUUACGAGCCAAUAACAACCCUUUGGAAUUCAUGUGUCAGACUCUGGGCUUCAAUACUGUAGAUCGCGAACAGCUGGACAAUUGGAUGGUCCACGCUUUCCAGCGGAAUCUACCACCCCACUUCAAGCUCCUCUCACCGCCUCCUGGAACUAUGUCAGCCCACAGGGGCCACACGAGCCCCGAGGAAAUACCGACACUGCUCCAUUUCGCCGCAAGAUUCGGCCUGGAGAAAUUGGCUUGGCAACUGCUCGAAUGUCCCGGUGGUGACGAGGCCUGCGAUCUCAAGAACGUGGCAGAACUGACGCCAGCCGAUCUGGCCGAACAAGCGGGCCACGCAAAAUUGGCCCAUGUUCUUCGAGGCUACAUGCAAAUGAACGAGUUCACUAACAUGUACACUUACCUCAAAGUCAUGAGCGAGUCCACGUCGACGCCAACGCCAGGCAACCGCACCCCGAUUCAGGACCACCAAGACACCUACAGUCAACCCAGACUUUUGACGGACGUGUACAUGGUUCCCCCAGCGGCCAGACCAUUGCCAUCCGUUCCUCUGCAACCUUCCGGAAUUACGAUCUACUCGAAUAACACCAGCGAAUCACCCGUGGGAGACUACGCCAUAGCCCCAGCGCCAACACCGGUGCAAGUUCUCUCGCAAUCUACGAACAUCUUGGCUAACAGCUCGGAUCUUCCGUUCCAGGGCUACAUGGAAAUGCAUCCCGCUGUUCGUAAAACUCCAUUGACCCCGACAUUGCCGCGUGCAUUUGUAACGGAAAAUUCCGCACGCAAUGAGAUAGUGCCCGAGAUUGUUGUUGAGCAGAGUCGCGAUGAAUCGACGCCGACGAUAACGCCUACGUCGACGGCGAGAUUGAACGGCUCGGGGAAACCCCGUGAACAGGCCGGGCCACAGGACGAGCUAUUAGAGAUUAUCAACGACUUCAAAAGGAACGUAUUCACGAUAAAUGAGGUUGAGAAACUCGUCGAGGAUUGGAAAAAUCGUAACGAUGUACAGCAAAAUUUUAAACAGAAACAAAGACAGCUAAUCGAAAUGAGGGAUGAGUACGAGAGGAUACAAAAAAUGAUGAAAGACGACAUGAAGAGACCCACGCCCUUUGAUAAAGUGCGAAAAUUCUUCACCAAAGGGAAAAAAGAUCCUAAGGAUACGACACACCCGGACGAAACUUUAGCGGCAAAUAAAUUCGACCCCAACACCCUUGUCAAUACCUCAAAUCGGCCAGUGAGCAGUUUAAGUUUCCAAAGUGUGUCUAGCUCAUCUUCCUCCGGGCGUAUGAGCAUGGUCAGCGAGUGCAGCGGAGCCAGUCUCGGCGAUAGCGGAACUCAUUCCGAUCCAGACGAGCGAAAGCGCGUGAGCACCGACAAAGAUGACGUAUCAUAUUACGGAGUUCCUCCAGCCCCUCGAGCGUAUCCGGCGAGUUAUUCGCCAAUAAACGGACAACAGCGACGACCUCCUCAGCCACCCCCAAAACCUUCGGAGGCUGACAUUUACUACAUUACAUGCCCUCCGUCCGGUUUGCCAAUUCAUUCUUUCAAAUCGAACGGCACAGCCAGAGAACCAGAAACUCCGAACUCUCCAACCGCGGCACCGGUCUAUCUCGAUAUCCUCGAGCUGGCCGCUGAAAAUCAGAACGAUUAUCAGGUAAAUUUCUCUAACACAGAGACUCUCUCCCAGCCCCCUCCGGGAAUGUGCAUCCCUCGAGAGUACAUGAACCAUAAACCCGUUCAAUCGUCCGGACAAAGACAACCGCUGAUAUCGGGUGGUUCGAUUCGGUCGCAUUCCGAUAACUCGGAAGACCCGGUGAACGAAGGGAACGUGGGAUCGGCCUCUUUGACGGAGGCGCACUACGCGGACAUACUGCCGGUUCAGGACACCUCGGACCUACCAGAGUAUACCAACGUUGGAAUAAUGGCUCAGGUUAUCAAGGAUAACAACUCGACAACGUAUAAAAAAAUAGUGCCAGCACCCCCAGUGCCGCCCCGAACCAAGACGUGAGUCUCGCAAACAAUUAUUAUUGUAUAACGAUUUUCUAAACUGAAGUAGAUUAUUGAAAAUAUCGGGUAGAUCAAAUAAUAAGUCGUUGGACUUAUUUUAUUGGUAUCACGAUAUCGAUAAGGUUCCUUUUUUCGAAGCAAUUGUUGUUCACUUCCAUCCAUACCGCUGUAUUUUUUCACACCGUAUUCGCUAAAUGGUGAACCAUUGCAUUUUUCUUUCUGUUCGAUGAAUUUUUCUGUCCCGCAUAUGGUCAGAUAUCGGCAUUUCUCCUUAGACGCUGUGCAUGUCCUGAUCGUUCGUACUGCAAAUGAAUGAAUAACUAGUUGAUUGCGUGUCUGGUGCGCGGACAAUUAAUUCUUCCAUUGCAGAAAGAUAGAUUCUAAGAAGUGUUCGUACCGUGUGAAAAGUACCCACGACUCACUGCAGCUAAUUGUGAGUAACUGAUUGAAAUGAGUUGGAAUUAAUUAUCAAUGGUCAGGCACUUGAAAACCCACAAAUAUUUGCCUAUUUCAAUGUUCGUUGAAGACUUAACUUAUACUGAAUACUAAGGUAUAUAUCAGUAAUUAUGUUUGUACAUAUUUUAGUGUAAGUAUUAUAGUAAAACCUGACGAUUAUUUAUAAUAAUUUCAUGUUGUAAAACGAUAAAUUUAUAAAUGCGAAAAUGACUGCACUUUGCGUUUGAAAAUAAAAUUCCGACUUUAACGAAUGUUUAGUACUCUCUGAUAUACAUAGUAUAACUUUGAUUGUGAGUUAUUCAUUCUUUUUUUUCUUUUUUUGCUUUGUCGUAUAUUCGGUAGCACUGUUACUGCUACCGCUAUCAUUAAUUAUGUUUGUUAUUAUGAUUAUGAUUAUUAUCGUUAUUAUUAUCAUCAUUAUCAUUAUUACCACCAUCAUUAUUAUUAUCAUUGUCACCAUAAUCAUUAUCAUCAUCAUCAUCAUCACCAUCGUCAAUAUUAUCUGUGAGCUUGUAAUUGGAAAUCACUUCAUGGAAAUUUAGAUAUGGUGGUAUAACGAAGCAGUUAGAUAUAAAAGAAUUAUUGUCAUAAUGAGCCAUAUAUCACUAAUAAAAAUAUCUUUAAAACUGGAAGGAAUUACACCGAGUUAUUCUGCGAGCAACGGAUGCAAUUCAGCUACCUAGGUAUACAAACUAAAGUCAAUUAGUGUCAUUUUUCACUAGAAACCAGCGCGAUUCGAGCCAUUUUCUCCACGUGCAGUCAUUGCAGUUGCACGCCAAUCUAGUAAUUAAAAAACAUUCGAUUUACAUUCUAUUAGGAUUUAUAGCGAUACCAUAUGCAUAGUCGAAUAUUUAAUACAUAAGUAAUGCGUAAUGGUGUUAUACUUGCGUGAUCAGCAAUGAAAUUUUAAUGACUUAAAAAGGAUAAUAUUUUUUUUUCUUUUUGUAAAUUAAUCGAUAAACAUAUGACUAACAUGUAAUGCGAUGUCCAGUGAAAGGGUUUUACAAUUAUUCUGACAUAUUUGGGCCCAAGUUGGACAUAAUACUUACAGUGAUGCAUGUGUUCGAAUUCCAAUGUAAAUUUAUUUAACGGAUAAUGUAUAAAAAUAACUAUUUAGUAAACUUGAUAGACUGUAUAUUACCAAAUCUUUGGACAAAUCGUCCAAACGGAAAAAUACAAUGCUAGUGAGCACCAAAUCAAAUUUUUCGACUCUUGGCAUUAGAAAUUUGCCAGAUAUUGUAUAUAUAAAUAUAUAUAUACGUAUAUACAAAUAACAAUAUUCAAUAAUAUGUAAGGUAUAAUCAAUUGACGUAGUGAAAACUACGACUAAUUUUAUGGGUAUUUCUGCAGGUAAUUUAUAGAGAACUAAGGAAAUUUAUUUUUCAAAUUCUCCGAUAUUAAUAAAUUAAUUAGACAUACUUAUAAUGGUUCAGAGUAUCGAAAAAAUUACGAUUAAUUGCUAAUGUACUGCAUGGAUUUUUUAUUUUUCAUAUACAUAUCUUUUGCUACUUUUGCUAAUGUAUUGAUAUUGAUUAUGAAUAAUUAUCAUUUCAUCUAUAUGUAUAUUGUAAUUAUAUUGAUUAAAGUUAAUGAAUUCGGUUACUGAUUUUAUUUCUAAAUUUGAAACGAUUGUUACGGUGUUUCGUGAAGCCAAUGUGCCUACCGUUGAAGUUUGUAUAAUGUUAUACACGUAUAUUAUACUCCAUGUACUAGGAUUAGUCGUAUAUAUGUAAAUUAGUCAUGACAGGCGCCCGUUGCGAUGAUGACUUUAUUUUACAUUUCGUAAUAAAUUUUAAUUAAUAAACACGCACAUACAUUAGGUACACGUCAUUAACUUGAGUAUAAAGUAUGUAAGGCUCCUUUCAUACGAGCUGUCAUUGUGAAUAAUGAUAACAACAUCAGCACCAACAAUAACAAUAAUAUUAACAAAAAUAACUAUAUUCGUGCCUAAAAGUACCAACGAUGCAUUUAUGUACAAUACACGUAUAAAAAAUUUAUAUUAUAUCGUUGAGGUAAACGAUAUUGUAGCUAUUUCUAACAAUAAGAAUAAUAUAUAUAUGAAGGGAAAGUAUAAUAAACCUUGUCGAUGUCACCGGGCCUGAUCUGAGUGUCAAUUUUCCAUCUCAAUAUAUUUGGAAAUAUACUAUUCGAAAAAAUCGUGUACACUUUGAGCUCGAUUCGAUCCAAUCUAGCGGCUAUAGAAUUUUAUAGAAUGCAAAUAUAGUCAAUUUUUCAGUAUUUUUGGCGAUUUUUUUUAUCUCAGACUCCUUUGAACUUAGAAACUCGAAUAAAACGCCAUUUUUCUUCGCUGUCCUUGUAUUUUUGAGAAAAAAAUAUUUAUUUAUUCCAAAGCAGAAUCCAGCUUAGCUAGCAGCCUUCAACCGGACAUCAAUUUCAGCAAAAUUAAGCGUAAUUUCGAAACUCUCCCAGAUGAACGGUUUUAAAAAUAGAUGUCCCGCCAUCUCGGAUGAAGUAGAUGUCUUAUAUUUUUUGUCUGGAUAUACAUAUAUUCUAUUCAUCUUUACCCUGAUUGGAAUUCAGUAGUACCUCUUACCUUUUGAUACAUGCUUCCGAAAUUCGAUCAAUUUAAAAAUAUCGCUAUAUUUUUGGAGAGCUGAAACUUUUUCUUCAUCACUUUGAAAUUAGUGGAAAUUCUCAGAGAAAACUAUACUUCAUUCUAUCCCCGAACCAUCCUGGAAAUUUCACCAAACCCUGAAAUUUGGAGGAUCACAUAUUUUUCAUGAUUUAACUUACUUUCGAAGAAAAAAUUGGCAGCCAAUUCGCUGACCCAGGUGCGCACGAUUUUGCCGACAAGUAUGGAUCUGCCCAUUUAUAUACAUAUACAAGAAUGAAUAGGUGUCAUCCUAAAAUUAACAAGAAAAUGAAUAAAUAAACAUAUGUGUAUGAAUAUAAAGUAA